This is a messenger RNA of Annulohypoxylon truncatum, 1100 nucleotides long. Its product is annotated as putative vivid protein. The record is from RefSeq and is a predicted model, not a curated record. The transcript has 4 exons. Gene Ontology annotation, cellular component: nucleus. Lineage: Eukaryota; Fungi; Ascomycota; Sordariomycetes; Xylariales; Hypoxylaceae. Bases 156 to 737 code for a protein of 193 amino acids.
AAAUUUUCCUGUCUGUACUAUAAUGAGCUAUUAUAGACCUACUUUAUAAUCGUUGAUAUCAACUUCUACCAAGCGCCAUCUCCCACCAUCAAACACCUAGUUCUCUCGGAGAGGUAUCUAAACUUACUUCACUAAAUCGCCAACUAUAUCCACAAAUGGCUACUAUCAUGAACCCGUGGGAAGAAGAAGCACUACAGUAUCAUUAUCAAGACGCCGGAGGUGUAGGCCCGUCUGCUAUAGCAUUAGGACAACAUGAUAACGUACACGAUUCCGUCAUCUAUCCCGGUUUAUAUGCCCCGAGUGGUUUUGAUAUGAUGAGCAUAUUGGUUCGAGUUAUGUCAAGACCAAACCCAGUCAUCGAACUUGGUCCUAUCGACGCAUCUUGUGCCCUAAUCAUGUGCGAUCUCCAACAGCUAGACUGUCCGGUGGUAUACGUAUCAGAACCAUUCACGGAGUUAACUGGCUAUUCGCAAUCCGAGACUAUCGGCCAAAACUGCCGAUUUUUACAAGCCCCUGGCGGCAAGGUUCGGAAACGGUCUGCGAGAAAAUACGUGGACAAGGACCUCAUCAAGACGAUGCGACGAGCAGUUGAAUCCAACCACGAGAUUGCCGUCGAGGUUACAAACUUCAAGAAGAAUGGCCAGAGAUUUGUGAAUCUAUUGACUAUGAUCCCGGUUUGCUGGGAGAGCCCAACGCCCAGGUACUCGGUAGGCUUCCUAGCUGAGAAGACCUGGUGAAAGAGCAAGGGGUUGGGAAGCAAAAAGUCUAAUUUACGGAAACCAAGGAUAUUCGCUAUUAGGCAUCGUCUCGUCACAGGGAAACAUUUGCUUUUAGGCAUUGCAUCCGCAUCUGAUACCCCUUUUCGCAAUUUAUAUUGGAAUUUUGUUGUAUAUCUGUAUAUAGCAGUAUAUUUGAGAAUAUACUUGACGCGUAGUACCUGGCUCUUACGCUCUUUGUAUGACCUACAUAUAUUCCAAUUUUCAGAAUACUAAAAGAAUUAUCUGAAUGAUAUUAUUUUGCUAUAGAAAAGAACAAUAGGUCUGUAAUAGCACACCUAUUUAGUGAUUAUUUAGAAAAUUUUAACAGUGACCAUCCUCCCG